CUCUCAGUAAGAAAGAAGAUUUAACGAAGGAAGCACGCCCCAAAUAAUUUCUUUUGUCGGAGUAUAUAUGUUAUACAUGUGAUUUUCUGAAAAAGAAACGAACAACAAAGUGAAUCGCGCGGCGAAAUUUAUUGACAAUGUGACCUUAUCUGACGAAUGAAGUUUUCGACAUUAUAUUAUCAUCCUGAUAAAAACCAACUGCAAUUUUAGUGAAGUUGUGUUACAUAUUUAGAACAAUCAAUUAUUAGAAAUAGUCGAAUGUUAUAUUAUCAUCUAUACACACUUGAAGCUUAAUUUAAAAGGAUCAGUUAUAUAUCAGUCUUUCAUGGAUUCGAAUUUAUUGCUCGGUGCUAUUAAUCGAUUCGCGACUUAUACAUCUUUCAAUGUAUACCUGAGAGGAACAAGAUUUGAGAACGAUCCUCAUAGACGCAGACGAUAUUGCAAGUGGAAAGAUCGCAGAUAAUACAGGAUAAAGAUGGCUUGGUCGCUCGAUUUCUUCGCUGGCUGCUUGGGUGGAUGUGCCGGUAUUAUGGUGGGAUAUCCUUUGGACACAGUCAAAGUCCACAUGCAGACGCAGGACUCCCGCAAUCCAAAAUAUCGAGGCACUUGGGAUUGUCUACGCACUAUACUCGCAAAAGAAUCGGUGAGCGGCCUUUACAGAGGCAUGACCUCGCCAAUCGCGGGGGUGGCUAUGGUGAACGCAAUCGUCUUCGGCGUUUACGGGCAUACUCAGCGGCACCUAUCCGAACCUGAUCGAUUGUCGGCACAUUUCUUGGCCGGUGCAUCCGCCGGGCUUGCACAAACUCCCGUCUCGAGUCCGAUAGAGUUGGCAAAAACACGUCUGCAAUUGCAAUCCCCGUGUCAGGGUGAUCUCCGCGGACCUAUACAGUGCUUGAGAAACAUCUACAAGCAGGAAGGUUAUCGCGGCGUCUACAAAGGGCUGAGUAUUACGUUUCUCAGGGAAGGGCCAAGUUACGGUGUGUACUUCGUGACUUACGAGAUGCUAACCAAGACGUCCUCGAAACAGCCGAUCUCGACACCUCACAUAUUGCUGGCCGGAGGUCUCGCUGGCACCGCUUCCUGGGUGAUCUCCUAUCCGAUUGAUGUCAUCAAAUCACGCAUACAAGCAGAAAGUAGCAAUCGUUAUUCGGGAGCUUUAGAUUGUCUUAAGAAGUCCGUACGUGCUGAAGGAUACAGCUGCUUAUAUCGAGGCUUAAAUUCAACGAUUCUUCGAGCAUUUCCGACAAACGCAGCGACUUUUGCUGUUGUCACAUGGACAUUCAGAUUAUUCGGCGAACAAUCGAGUGAGGUACCGCAGAAAAAGGAUAUCGUGUCGAUAACGUCAACGCAGACGAAAAAUAUUACGACGAAAGGGUACGAGUCUUUCGUCAGCAAAUGGAACGCAUUUUUUAAUGGUAUUUCGAGAAGCAACGGCUUUGCCACGUCGUAUUCAAUUGGACCCAUCUUGCCAAUUAGCGGAUUGAUGCCGGAUAACAACGCCUGUCUAAUUCACAACUGCAGACGAUCAGAUUGCAAGCACGACGCAUUGAAGCACAGACACAUAUUCGAGGAGAGAAAAAGAAAAUCGCGAAACGACGAAAGAGUUGAGGAGGAUGAAUACGUCGACGAGAAGAGUGCGGAAUGUGACAACGUCAAGACGAUCGAAACCACGUGUACCUGUAAUCUGUAACUUAGUAUCUCAAAUCUGGAUAGUAUUUGACGUGUGGCCAUACCAAGUGACAACCAAGUGACUUCAACGAUAUGUUGAUGCAACGAAAUGACUUAUGUAGAAAAGAAAUCAGUGUACGUAAAUUUUUCUUUGAUGAUUAAUUUGAUUACCAACGAAUGUGUAUAUAUAUCUAUAAAGGAAAUUAUUUCAUAAUUCUCA
Molecule: messenger RNA, 1888 nt
Organism: Formica exsecta
Lineage: Eukaryota; Metazoa; Arthropoda; Insecta; Hymenoptera; Formicidae
Product: mitochondrial basic amino acids transporter-like
Exons: 4
Coding region: 476-1690 (404 amino acids)
Biological process (GO): mitochondrial L-ornithine transmembrane transport
Cellular component (GO): mitochondrion
Molecular function (GO): high-affinity L-arginine transmembrane transporter activity
Source: RefSeq, a predicted model, not a curated record